AUGUUAUCCAAAAGAAUAUCUAUACAAUGGCCACCACAAGAAGCUGGUGAAAACACCAGUACUAUGGUGAUCUAUUCUAAAGAGGGUCAUUUUGUGGAUGUUAGAAUUUUCCUUGAGAAUUAUCCCGUUAUUGAAGAGAAUCCUACAAGUAAAUUUGAUGAUAUAUUUGAAUGGGCAAUGGUAGGUGAUGAAAUCAGUUUGGAAUCCACUAUCCCUGAUACUUAUAAACUUCAAUUCACUCAUGAGAUUGAUUCCUUGGCUAUCAUGAAAGCAAUUAACGAAAAUUUACCUUUAGAUCAGUGCCUUACUGAAGCUGAUGUAGGUACUUUUUGGAAAACUGAUACUGAAGAUAGAAAAGAAACAGGUAAUAUGACUAAUCCUGCUACCGGUAAAAAGGAAGAUUAUGUUGAAAUCUGGAGAUCUGUUAGUAGUGUUCAACAUACACCUGAAAAUGAAGUUAGAGAACCUGCAGAUGAAGAAGUUACUCCUUUGUAUGUAUUAAGAAUCGAUACCGAUGAGUUCCAUGGUCAAAUGAUUAGAUCAGGAAACUGGAUCCAAGGUAUUUUACAUGAUAAAAAGAAUUCCAAAGUACCAUUAAAUGUCAUCAGAUGUUACGUUAAAGAUUCUAAAUGGGAAUAUUUGAUUAAUUACAGUAACUUUAAGUUCCCUGUUGAUUUCGAUGGUGCAAAAGGUGAUUCUAUUACCAUUGAUAACGUCAAAUGGACUUGUAUUGAGUAG
Yamadazyma jaroonii is the source of this 738-nucleotide messenger RNA. Lineage: Eukaryota; Fungi; Ascomycota; Pichiomycetes; Serinales; Debaryomycetaceae. The record is from the annotation of a GenBank genome assembly.